AGGAGAAGCAGUAGACAACAGACAAUACGGUCAUUGGUUGCAUUACAUCACUAAGUUUAAUAUAGUUGUGUAUCUGCUCCUCAGCCAUGGUACACCCACACAGGUGUUUUCUCUUAAUCUGACCUUGAGGAGGAACCCACAGGUGGAACCAAUAAUUAUGUAUCAUGUAACAGUUAUAAGUCAUGAGGACUUUGAACACUUUUAAUGAUUAGUCGAUCAUUUGUCUUCUCUGUUGAUAAUUGACUACAUAGAGGUCAGUGACUAAAAAAAGACGCCACAACAAAUUCCAGGUUUAGUCAAGCCACAAAAAACACUCAUAAUCAGCGGUGGAAAAAAAGUAUUUAGAUCCCUUACUUAAGUAAAAGUACUAAUACCAUGCUGUGAAGUUACUCUACUACAAGUAAAAGUCCUGCAUUCAAAACUGACUGAAGUAAAAGUGCAAAAGUAUCAGCAUCAAAAUGUAUUUAAAGUAUCAAAAGUAAAAGUACAUAUUAUGCAGAAUGAACCCACUCAGAUUGUUUUUAAAAAUAUAUUCUAAAUAUAUUAGAUUAUUUGUAUUGAUGCACUUAUGUAAGCAACAUUUUAAUUUUGUUAAGAUAUGACUUAGUUUAACUAUGUAAAAUAGGUCUACUGUUUUGAGGUUUAAAAUGUUUAAUCAUUUUAUGUUUUUAUGUUAAAUCUCGACCUGAAAAGUAACUAAAGCUGUCAGCUAAAUGUAGUGGAGUAAAAAGUACAAUAUUUGCCUCAAAAUGUAGUGAAGUAGAAGUAUAAAGUUACAUAAAAUGGAGAUAUUAUAGGUAAAGUACAAGUACUUCAAAACUGUUCUUAAGUACAGUACUUGAGUAAAUGUAUUUUGUUACAUUCCAUCACUGCUCAUAAUCCGAACAUUUUUGCUUUUGUAAUCCUGUAUUCAGCCUGAAUCUUGGAUUACAAUUUUUGCUGAUUUAUUACACACUGAAUGUGAGUGUUUGGAUGGAAAUAGUCGAAACGUUUGUUAUCAUACCUUGCACCAAAAGUAAAAAUGUAUUUUUUGUUUUGCAGUUUGUUUGCAAAUCUGCAACACAACACACAGUUUUGUUACAUUAGACACUUUGCUCAAACUUCUCAAUCUCUUUUAUAUUAUUGAAAACACUCCUGACAUGGGCAACAAGAGCACAUCCACACACAUGAAAACAGCCGGACACUAACUGGACACCAAUACUCCUAAAUCAUGACCCCCAUUAUGAUUUUAAUUAAAAAUUAAGAAUUGAUCAAAAUUAGCUUUCCAUUUCAAUUUUUUAAAUCAAAAGAAUGAUCAGCAAAAUUGAGGGUUUAAAGCAACAUAUUUUAUUGGUUACGCUGAUAGAUUUCUUUGUGUUUUUGUUGGUGUUGUAGAAGCAAUGGCAAAAAAAUAAGCUUUGUAUUUUUUUCUAAAGCAGCUCUCUGUUUGUGUAGAUGUUCUGUACAGGAAUAAUCUUUCAUAGAAGCCUGUUAGAGAAAAUAUAGUAUAGGAAGCACUACAGACAUCGGUUCUGCUUUAAAAGAGUCAUUUUGAAAAAGGGUUGUUCAAGUACAAGUUACUUUAUUUGUACCCAGAGGCAGAUUUUGUUUGCAGUAUAGAGUCCUCAUACACACACACAAAAGAGGCACAUAUCAUACAUCAUUCAACUUAAGACAGUGGGAGUUAAGAAAUGGCAAGUUAAAUAAAAAUAAAAUUAAAUAAAAUUAAAAAUGAUCAAAAUUUCUUACAGGUCCAGACUAUACUUAGAUAUUGAUGUGAACUAAAAUACGAAUAGCAAAAAAAGAAGACGGAAAAAUAAAAACAAAAUAAAACAGCAAAAUAAAAUAAAACUUGUUUAGGUUGUAAAAACGUAGAUAAAGGUUAAAAUGUAUAUAUAGAAAUAGUAAAUACAUACAUAAAAGCAACAAUAAAUAAAUAACCACCCGUGCAAAGCAUAGCUAUGAAUUGUUCCUCAGUGUAAUGGCUGCAGGGACAAAACUGUUCUUGUGUCUUUUUGUUCUCCACUGCGGUGUAAGAGCUUUUGAUUGCAGUUUCAUGUUAAAAUAGAGGUGAGGUGUUUAUCUGUAGGUGUUUAUCUCCAUUAGUUGUGUCCCAUUUAGCUUGCGUGUGGUGUUUUUACACACUUCCACAACGAGUGUGUGAGCCAAGUUACUCUGGAGCCUCCUCCUCUUAGGCCACGCCCACCAGGAAGCACAAAUAUAAACUCAGCAAUGCUUUCACUUUAGGCAAUGUGUGUACGGAAGAUAGCAGACAAGCAGCACUGCAGGCGUUACUCAGCUAAAGCUUUAAAGGUAGGAAUGAUUUUAGUGAUUAGCCAUGAAGUGGACGUGUUAAAGCUCAUACACUAAACAGCAGCGUUCACAAAGCCAGCAAACUAAGUGCUGCUCAGUUAACUCCUUCCUGUCUGCUCUUCUCAUGCUCACUGCCACUCUGUGAAGAAAAAAGGCACCAAGAAGAUGGAAGAUGGAGAGAAGACAAAGCUGGAGGAGAUGCUGAUGUGCCCAGUGUGCCAGGAUAUCUUUAAGGACCCCCGGCAGCUGCCCUGUGGACACAGCAUGUGUAUGGGCUGUCUGGAAAACAUGAUCGAUCACUCCUCAGACGCUCCUUUCCGUUGUCCGGACUGCAGGGCUCAUUUUGGACCCGUCUUCGGGGUGCAGAAGAGCUACACGCUGAGCAGCAUCGUAGAGGACUUCAGAGUGAUCAGGAGGAGGAUGGAAGUUCAGAGGAAAAUCGUGUACUGCGACUGCUGCCCGGAGAAAGCGACCCCGGCCUUCAAGACGUGUCUGAAGUGCGAGGUGUCUCUGUGCAGAAAACACAUCAAGGACCACCAGGAGCUGCCGGUGUUCACAGGACACCCCUUGGUGGAGCCUCUGGGGGACCUGCAGGAGAGGAAGUGUCCGCAGCACAACGACCAGGUGCUGAAGUAUUACUGCAACACGUCGGGACGCUACGUCUGCAACAUGUGUUCCCUGCAGAGCAAACAGAACCACCAGACCACCGAAUCCUACGCCGUCCUCAGGAGACAGCUCACUGAGGACAUAGACGAACGCUUCAACAUGCUCAAGGAGCAGAUUGGAGAAUCGAGCGGAGCGAUAAAAACACUGCAGGAAGACCUCCGCCGAGAACAGAAAGUGAAUUCUAGCUACUCGUCUCUCAACACGGUGACAGCCGUGCUGCUCUGUCUGUGGUUCAUCGUUCUGUAUUACGCCUACAACUACGCUGUAGAGAACCAGGCGCUGAAAGAAGCUCUGGACAAGCAGCACAGCCACGCUCACCACAUCUACUCCACCAUCGCAGAACAUUUGCUCGAUCAUCCAAAGAAGAGCCAAACAUCUCCAGACACAGAAGAUCAAGGACUCCUGAAGUUGGACGUGGACACAGCGAGUCCUUUCCUGGGUGUCUCUGCCGACCUCCAGACAGCAGAGAGGGUGAAGACCAAGCUGGACUACCCCAGCAGCAGCCGGCGCUUCGAGGAGGCUCCUCAGGUCCUCUCGGCCCGCUGCGUCUCCUCGGGGAGACACGGUUGGGAGGUGGAGGCGGAGGGCUACUGGGACGUCUCCGUCUCCUACACCAGCAUCCUGAGGAAGAGCAAACACGGCAGCACCUUCGGGAACAACCAGGAGUCCUGGAGCCUGACGCACAACGGGAAGGGCUCGCUGUUCGCCUACCACAACAAGAGGAAGACGCUCGUCUCUGGGACGCUGAUGAGCAGACGGGUCGCAGUGAUGGUGGACUUUAAGGGAGGAAAGAUCUCCUUCAGCGCUGUGGAGUCCACCACCACGCUGCUGCACGAGUUCAAGGUGGAUCUGACCCAGCCCGUGUGUCUGGGGCUGGGCCUGUACCGCGUGGAUCCGCCCAGUACAGCCUCCAUAGUCAGAGCCUGGUGAGAAACCAUCUGACUGGCUCAAACGUCUUAAAUCCAGCUGUAAUCAAGAGGAACUGAAGCUGAUUUGCACUAAAUGUGGAGGGCUCUGAGAGUAAAAGGCCUCACUGUGUCAGAGCCAAUGAAAAAAUGGAACAUUUGCGCCCCGGUAGCACACCUGGUAGAGCGCGCACCAUAGAGGCUUUGACCUCGCAGGCGGGCGGCUCGGGUUCGAGUCCGACUCGGAGCCCUUUCCCGCAUGUCUCCCCCUUUCACUCUCUCUCUCACACUAUCAAAUAAAGCCUUGAAAAACGGCCAAAACAAUAUAAAAAAACAAAAAAAUGGAACAUUUGACUCAGGAAUGUAUUUUUUAUGUUGCAAGGUGUAUGAAGAUAUGUACAGUAGUUAAUUUUAACCCUUAACCCAUUGAAGCCUGGAAAGCGGAUACGUCGUUUUGUAGUAUUUGUAUAAGCUCUCAAAUACUUUUUGAAUGUAAUUUCUAUCUGCUACAGAGGCUGAAAAAUCUAUUAUUUAGUAGAAGAGUUGACACUUUUUUUUCCAGAAUUUUUCCAGAAUUUCCAGAAAAUUAGAGGCUUAUUUUAAAAUCGCCUAGCAGUUUUUCAGGCCUCAAUGGGUUAAUAGGGCACUCAUUGAAAUACUUGCAAAUUUCAACCCUAGAGAAUAUUGGAGGGUAUUACAUACAGCCAGAAUGUGUAAAAAAAACAUUCGGACCCGGGGGAGGGGGGUCAUAUUUUGAGAAAAAAGUUUACGAGAUUAAAGUGGCAAAUCUACGAGAAAAAAUGUGCAGAUUUAUGAGAUUUAAAGUGGCGAAUCUGCAAGAAAAAAGUUGCUUUUUUCCCACUUUUUUCUCGUAAAUCUGCAACUUUUUUCGCACAGAUUUGCCACUUUAAAUCUCUUAAAUCUGCGACUUUUUUUCUUGUAGAUUUUCCACUUGAUUCUAGUAAAUUUGCAACUUUUUUCCCGAAAUACUACCACCAAAAGGACAUUUUAACACAAAUGUCAGGCUUCUGAAAAGUAUCUUCAUUUCUAUACUUCAUUCUUGGUUGGGCUCCUUUUUUUUUUUUUUAGAUGUUCCUGUAUUAUUAGAGUGCCUUUCAACACGUGAAAAUCUGUCUUAGUACUUUCACAUCAAAGAUGAAGAAAUUAACUGUUAACCUUCAGCUUAAAAAAGGUGAAGCUAAAUCUUUUGCAAUAUAAUUUGAAAGAACAAAGACACACAGUAUGCAGCCUAA
Centropristis striata (black sea bass) is the source of this 5116-nucleotide messenger RNA. Its product is annotated as E3 ubiquitin/ISG15 ligase TRIM25-like. Bases 2458 to 3888 code for a protein of 476 amino acids. The record is from RefSeq and is a predicted model, not a curated record. Gene Ontology annotation, molecular function: zinc ion binding; protein binding. The transcript has 7 exons. NCBI's taxonomy places the organism in Eukaryota, Metazoa, Chordata, Actinopteri, Perciformes, Serranidae.